Messenger RNA from Funneliformis geosporum, 2016 nucleotides. The record is from the annotation of a GenBank genome assembly. NCBI's taxonomy places the organism in Eukaryota, Fungi, Glomeromycota, Glomeromycetes, Glomerales, Glomeraceae.
AUGGCUUCAUCAAGACAACAACCACAUCGUCGUGCCAUGAGUAUAAGUAAACCCAUUCUCUCCCCAAUAAUUGAAGAUAAAGAUAAAAUAUUACCAAACCAACCUCCCACUCCAAAAGUAAAACCAUUUGAUCCGACCAAACCAAAAAAAUGUUUUGAUAGUAUAUUACAUUUGGAAUUAAAAAAUAUAUUAUCAACAUUAAUAUUUUUUUGCGCUCUCAUAUUCUUUCUUGGAAGUUUAAGCGGAAUAGGUCCUCCCUUUGAUGAUUUAGAUUAUGCAAUCAAAAAAGAACCAAAUGUGCAUCAAGAGAUAGAUAUCGUGGGUUCUAAUGCCAUCAUUGAUGAUGAUGAUGAUUAUAUUGUUGAUAAAUCUGGUGUUAAUGAAAAUCCUGAAGUUUGGGAUGAACCUUAUGCAGAAAUUUUAUUAGAUGAUGAUGAUGAAAACAGUAAUUUGGCCGUUCAAGACAAUUAUGGUGAUGUGGAAGAAACUAAAAAUGUUGUUCAUCAAGAAUCAAAUGAAUUGGCUACAGACAAACCUUUGGCUGAUAAGGUGAUUAAUGAUAUUAAACCGGAAGCUGUUGCUCCAAUAACCGAAGAAACAAAUCAGCCAAAACAGGAAGAAAGUAUACUUGAAGAUAUUAAGAUUGUACCUAAUCCGAUUACUGAUGAUGUUGAUGAGAAUAAUACAAAUUUUGGACAUUCUGAUGAAAUUCUUGUUAAUAACAGCGAAUCAAAUGAUGUAACGAGUAAUAAUAAUGUUCCGAAAAAUUUAGUAACAGUGGAUAAGUUAAAUGCAACUGGCUUACCUAAUAAACUUAACAAAAAUAAACUUAGGAAUUAUAAGUCGGGUGGAUCGGGAUCAAGUGACGGCACGGUUGAUUAUGCAAUGUAUACUUAUCAAGUCCCAAAUCCUCAUUUCACGUAUGAUGAUGUCCUUGUUUCACUUACUGAAGAAGAACGAAAUGAAAUUUCUACAACACAAUUAACUGAGAUGAAUACUGAUGAAAGUCUUGAUUCAUCAUGUGGAACAUGGCAAAAGGAUUAUGCUAAAUUAAAUGAAGAUAUUUUGGCUGGAAAAGAAGAUCAAAGAUAUGUUGCCUAUAUUUGCGAAGCCAGUUCGAAUUGUGGUGGUUUAGCUGACCGUAUACUUGGCAUGACUUCGACGUUUUUAUUCGCUUUACUCACAAAUCGAGCUUAUCUUGCGGAUUGGCAAACACCACUUCCUCUUGAUAAAAUUUUUGAUUCUCCCAAUAUUGACUGGAGUUUUGAUUCUUUAAGUCCAGAAUCGGUUAUCAAAGACUUGAAGACUAUUGAGAUUAGUGUCAUUGACUUUGAUACUCAACAUCUAGAUAAUCACUUUUUACUUUCCAAUUGGACAACUAAAUAUCCAGAUCCUUUUAUUAAAUUUUAUACAAAUCGAGGAAUGAUUAUUAGGACCUUUGAUUCAAAAUAUUAUGCUCAACCUCUAAAAGAUAUUGGAUUAAGACCGCACACGGCGUUCGGAUGUAUUUUUGAUUAUUUAUUCCGUCCAACUCCUCCCGCAAUGUCAUUCAUCACAAAAUAUACCUCAUUAUUUUCAAUUCAUAAUAUCUAUUCCGUGGGAAUUCAAAUAAGGGCGAGAGAAGAUACGAAUGCGUUGCAAGAUUACGAGUAUUUUUUCCGUUGUGCAGAUCAGCUUACACGAACAUAUGCUGCACCGGAUCAGAAAGUUAUCUAUUUCCUUAUUACUGAUUCCGUAGCUUUAAGGGACGAGGCUGUACAGAAAUUGGAGCAUGUUAUCAUUUCUGGUUUGCCUAUCAAAUCUCAUCAUGGUCAUCACGAUAACAUUGAUGAUGUAAAUAACGCUAUUAUCGAAAAUUGGAUUUUGAGUAAAACAGAUUAUCGGGUGAUUUCUCCUGGGGGUUAUGGGAAAUUGUCGGCUUUCCAUUCAAAACAAUUACACACUACGGUUUUAAUGAAUUAUCCUGAUGCAUUUAUUACAUUCAGCAAGUUGGCUAAUGAAUGGUCGUUGGGAUAA